AACAUGGGGCACAGAAAUCAAACAUAUAUUUCAGAAUUCUUUCUCAUGGGAUUGACAGAUGAUCCAGAACUGCAGCCCCUUAUUUUCUGCCUGUUCCUGUCCAUGUACCUGGUCACCAUCCUGGGAAACCUGUUGAUCAUCCUGGCUGUCAGCUCUGACUCUCACCUCAAAACCCCCAUGUAUUUCUUUCUCUCCAAUCUGUCCUUUAGUGACAUCUGUUUAAGCACAACCACAAUCCCAAAGAUGCUAGUGAGUAUCCAAGCACAUAAUCAUAGCAUCACUUACUUAGGCUGCCUCACCCAGGCCUGUUUUGUCCUGAUUUCUGUUGGUUUGGAAAAUUGUCUUCUUGCAGUAAUGGCCUUUGAUCGCUACACGGCCAUUUGUCAUCCACUGAGGUACACAAUCAUCAUGAACUCUCGCUUCUGUGGACUGCUGAUUCUUCUCUCACUGUUGUUAAGUAUUGUGGAUGCCCUCCUCCACAGUCUGAUGGUGUUGCAGCUGACCUUCUGCACUAACCUCGAAAUCCCACUAUUUUUCUGUGAAGUUGUUCAGAUCAUCAAACUUGCAUGUUCUGAUACCUUCAUCAAUAACAUUGUGAUAUAUUUCGCAGCUGGCCUAUUUGGUGGUGUUCCUGUGUGUGGAAUCAUUUUCUCUUAUACACAAAUAGUCCUCUCUGUUUUGCAAAUGCCAUCAGUGGAUGGAAAGUAUAAAGCUUUUUCAACUUGUGGUUCUCAUCUCUCAGUUGUGUCCUUAUUCUAUGGGACAGGUUUGGGGGUGUACAUUAGUUCUGCUCUUACUAAGUCUUCCAGAAACACUGCAGUGACUUCAAUGAUGUACACUGUUGUCCCUCAAAUGCUGAACCCCUUUAUCUAUAGCCUGAGAAACAGAGACAUGAAAAAGUCCGUGAUAAAACUCAUUGGUAAGAUACCAUUUGUUUUUCAGUAG
Ceratotherium simum simum (southern white rhinoceros) is the source of this 945-nucleotide messenger RNA. RefSeq names its product olfactory receptor 7G1-like. Gene Ontology annotation, molecular function: G protein-coupled receptor activity; olfactory receptor activity. Gene Ontology annotation, cellular component: membrane. The record is from RefSeq and is a predicted model, not a curated record. Lineage: Eukaryota; Metazoa; Chordata; Mammalia; Perissodactyla; Rhinocerotidae. Gene Ontology annotation, biological process: G protein-coupled receptor signaling pathway.